GUUGUCAAAUCACGUGAUUCGGAAUCGUGCUCAAAGUGGAGACUACGAACCUGACUCGACGUCCUUCGAUUUUUGAACCAACCACCAAGCGACGACGUCUACCAGGUCUACUUGGUCUUGGACUCCGCUCGUUGGACCAUGCCGGGUAUGAGAGGUUUAUGGCACAGCUAGCUUGCAGUUCUUGUUGCAUGACAGUCCUUCUGUUUGACAUCUCGAGAGAGACGCGCGCCUUGAAGUAGUCCGCAUGCAUGGCGAGAAGGAGAAGGGGUGAGCAAGAAAAGUCCGUAGUAUUUUUUAUUCGUAGCGUGUGCUGUAGAUCUACCGUUGAACCGUUCAUGCCAUUCUACUUGUACUACUCAAAAUGUCGUUCGUUCGCGAUGAUGUUCAGCCGCUGGCUACGCAGGAUAGUCUUCAAAGCCUGCUGGACGGAGUAUCGUGUGGAUUUCUUCUCAACGAUGUUCGCGAAACGGACGAGAGGCUAGGUAUCGGGACGUUUGGAACCGUGUUUAAAGGCUACUGGUGUCACGCGCCUGUGGCCAUCAAACGCCUCCACGACACGCUGAUGUACAAAGAGACUGGCGAGCCAUCGCUGGAUUCGAAGAAUUUCAUCAAAGAAAUUUCUCUGCAUCGAGUGCUGCGCCAUCCCAACAUUGCCCAGAUCCUGGGUGUCAUUGAACCACGACCGGGACACGAGCAGGGCAGUCCCGGAAUUGUGUUCGAAUUGCUCGAGCAGAGCCUAAAGAAGCGCUACAAGAACGAGUCUCUGCAGCGGCUGCGCGAAUCGCAGCAGGUGGAGAUCGGCCGUGGAGUAGCGGCAGGCCUACACUACAUGCACACGGUGGGAAUCCUGCACAGGGACCUGACGACCAGGAACAUCAUGCUGAGCCAGCGAGGCGACGACGACUACCAUGCCAAGAUCACCGACAUGGGAGUGUCGCGCGCCAUCGCGAUUGGCUCCAUAGUCCAUCGCAUGUCCUGCAACCCGGGCAAUCCGAGCUACAUGGCCCCGGAGACCGAAUGGUACGACGACCCUGAUAAGCAAGCCGAGUACGGCCCGAAGUCCGACUGCUUCUCCUACGGUAUAGCCAUGCUGGCCAUGUGUGUGCGCAGGGAGCCACCACCGCCGGCUGUUGUUGCCAAAAGAGGUCGCCGUGACCUGGCUAACAUGCGGAGUGAUUCACCCGACCACCCGCUCCUACCCAUCAUCGUGCAGUGCCUGGAAGAGAAGCCGGAGAAAAGGCCAUCGGCCGACGACAUUUGCGACGGACUCAAACCGCUCCGCGAGAUCCUGGCAACACCUGCAGCAAGUCCUGUCAAUCCACCGGGUACGCCCGUGAUUGGUGAUGCAAAGCGCCAUGACAGCGUCUCACGCAGCACCAGUGCAUCGCAAACCAUUUUCACGCCGCCACGUUCCGUGAGCUCCCCGCAGCAAAUCGUCGGGUCUCCGAAUGCGGACAGUCGGAUACCUAUGAAACCGCGGGAGCUAUUUCCAUCUUCAUCACCAGCAGACACGCCAGCAGGAGAGGCAAGUGGAGCUGUGGCUGGAAAUGAUGAGUAUCUGUACCACCUGGAAGAUCUGCAGAGCGUAGACGUCACGGAGCAGACCUGUGCUGGAGCUGGAAUUACGCCAUACCGCCAGUCGACCAUCGUGAAUCCCGGACCGUGGACGAGAAUCCUGCACCAUCGGCCCUCAGUCGCAGGAGCUGAGAAGCUGUCGGUGGCCGAUAUCUGCGCAACCGCUGGAGCGGACACAGAGCUUGGAAUGCUGGGACGCUGCUACCGAAUGUUCAAUGUCUGCGCCAGCACUGAGAUGCAGCCGCCAAAGUGCAUUCCAAAGUGGCUGCAACUCAUGAAACUACCGCGCCACUCGCGUAGACGCUGUCAGCUUGCUUGCGUCCACGAUGGCUUAUUGCACUGCGCAUUCCAGCGGCAUCAGGAGGGCAGCGUUGCGAUCCUCUACUGUCUCGACACGGCAAGCAUCGGCGGAGGUGGCGGCUGGAAGCGUUCUCGCAUGCCCCCAGGCGAACACUGGCACUGGAGGUGUUACCUGACCUCCACCGCACUCGGUCUCGUGUGUGUGUGCAUCAACGAACAUAAGACGGGAUGCUACAAAGUGAUGCUCCGAAGUAAGGACACCCAUGAAUGGGAGCCGCUCGGUGAACUACCUCUGGUCAAGUUCUCGUUCGGCGUCGCCGUGAACGGUACUGAGCUCAUCGUCGUCGGUGGACGUGGCAGUCUACGAGUGCAAGGAGGUAACGUGAGCACAGUCCAUAGCUUUGAUCUGAGCACUCGCAAGUGGCAGUCCUGGGCGGAUUUACCCCAUGCUACCGCUGAUGUGUCGCUUGCCGUCCAUCGCGACCACCUGCACGUGUUUGGCCACAGCGGGCUGGUGCGUGACGAUGCUACCUGCGUGAUGAGCGCAGAUCUCGGCAAGCCGCUCUCCGAGAGGGAAUGGACGAUGGACGUGCACUGCCGAAUACCUCGUAAGCUGUGCGGCUCCGUUGUUCUGGGCGAUCACCUGAUAAUCUGCGGUGGUCUGGAGGCAUCUCUUGUAAGCCUUGAUUGGAAGCGAGACUGCUCCAAUGCAGUAUUCCUGUACACACCGGAUGGAGACAGAUCACGGUGGCUGGCACUGCCGCACCUCGUCACUCCGCAGAGCUUCCCGGCAAUAGUCACCGAUGGCCAGAGGCUGAUCUGCUUUGGCGGAAUGUCGGACAUCGACACCCUGGUCCAGUUCGUGGAGGUGCUGGAGAUCUAGCCGGUGUCCAUGCAACGGAACCACGUCAGAACAUGUACUGCUUCUAGUGGUAGCUAGUCUUUCCUACUGCCGGGAAGUAGGUUCAAUGCUAUAACGUGAAGUUCACCUCCUGCUCAGCAUAGCUUUAAACCUGUGGAUAGCGCAAGACAAAUAUUCCGUAUGGUGAGAUCUGCAACGUGUUGUUGUACUCAAACUUGAAGUGGACUGCUCUGCGCAGCAAUGGUCAUGUGGAUAGCCGUGGCGUGGGACGGUAAGUCCUAUAUCUUGAGACUUGAGAUCUGCACGGUGUGUUCCUCGACGUGGCCACUGAUCGACAUCUCUUGUUCUUCCAGGCAAUUCCAUGGCAUGACACACAGGCUGAACCUCACUACUUUCUCCAGCAGCGCUGUUGUCACUGUGUCUGCCGCUUCAUGGCACAAGGUGAAUGGGUUUCCUUAGCUUACUGCCUGCUCCAUCUAGGAUAACUUAUUCAUUGCAGCAAGGAGUGAUUGUCAUUGCCAUGGGAAGACCGUAAACUGCUACUUGCACUUGAAAGUGAACAUAGCUUGAAAGUUGAAACUCUUGAUCAACCGACCCCACACUCUUUUCUGAGAGUAUUUUUCCCAUUUCUUAAUACUUUUUCUACAUCUUGCAUUACCUGCAACCCAUGAAACUUCAUUACAUGUUGCAGGCAAAAUGAAUGGUUUCUCAAAAGCUGCUCUUUCAAUGGGCUGCUGCACUUUCAUUAUUAUUCUUGACUUGCAGUACAUCGGAUUUGACGCUAGCAGGCUAGCGAUGGUGACCUUGAUGCACACUGUUGCUUCUGCACAGUUGUAAAGAAUGCAUAUUUUUGAUUGUGCUCACUUCCGUUAAUCGUUUUCUUUGUAAUUUUCCAUUCAUGUUUUGCUUUAAUUAAUAUUUGCUUUGUUUUCCUAGCUUACUAUUGCCGUGACUGGCUCAACGCCCUUGUCUCAGGGGAUUCUGUCCCUGCAUUAGCUAUGCUUGUCACAUGCUAUGAGAUUGUGUCUAAUAAUAAUAAUAAUAUUCUAAAAUUCUUGAUAAUUAUGCCGUUCUAGCACCUUUCUUUCACUGCACAGCACUAUCUAAAUUAUGAAUAUAUGAUUGACUUCAACUGUUUGAAAUUAUUUUGAAAUUAUAAGUGUUUCCUUUGUUCAGCAGCACCACUUACUUUUAUUAUAUUUUCUCUCUAAAAACGCCUUGGUAUUUCUAUUCAAUCUGUGGACAGCUGGCCUGGCCUGAUUUGCAAUUGUACUAGGCUAUAAGCGUCGAAACAUAUUCCGUGUUCAACGGACCAUGAGCCGUAUGGGGAUAUGGAGAGGCUGAUACGUGUACAACUGUGUAAUGAAGGACAUCUCACAGUAGAGCCUGAGGGCAAUCAGCUACUAGUAUAUUCGUCCUGUUCCC
Messenger RNA from Sycon ciliatum, 4162 nucleotides. RefSeq lists its product as uncharacterized. Bases 362 to 2758 code for a protein of 798 amino acids. Gene Ontology annotation, molecular function: protein binding; ATP binding; protein kinase activity. Lineage: Eukaryota; Metazoa; Porifera; Calcarea; Leucosolenida; Sycettidae. The transcript has 2 exons. Gene Ontology annotation, biological process: protein phosphorylation. The record is from RefSeq and is a predicted model, not a curated record.